Messenger RNA from Candoia aspera, 1620 nucleotides. It is a transcript of the gene PTER, whose product is annotated as phosphotriesterase related. The transcript is spliced from 6 exons. NCBI's taxonomy places the organism in Eukaryota, Metazoa, Chordata, Lepidosauria, Squamata, Candoiidae. The coding region runs from base 378 to 1427 and encodes 349 amino acids. The record is from RefSeq and is a predicted model, not a curated record. Gene Ontology annotation, biological process: catabolic process. Gene Ontology annotation, molecular function: zinc ion binding.
CGGGAGGGACACUCAGCCCGCGGUGGGAGGCGGCGGAGCAGCAGCGAUCGUCUCUUCCGACGCCCUUGGUAAGAGCGAAACUAAGCGGGCGGCCGACUAACGGGGACGCGGCCUUCUUCCGAAACACCAGCGGAGAAGGCUUGAAGGUCCCGAGAAGCCUUGAAGAGCCCACGGCUUAGUGUCGCCGAUCGGCCCCCGCUUCCUCGCCGCUUGACUCAUAUAUGGGAUUAAAGUGGAAUUGAUCACUCUUAUGCAUGGCCUUUGUUGGGACCUGUCCUAGUCCUGUUGGAAAUGUCCCCAACAUUUGAUACCACCAACUGUGGUAUCCUUCUGAACUGCCUACAAGGAAAACAUAUUUUGAAACUAUAAAGCGAGAAAUGUCUUCACUGAAGGGUAAAGUUCAGACUGUGUUGGGCCUUAUAGAGCCUAGCCAGCUGGGCUACACUAUGACCCAUGAACACUUGACGAUGGGCUUCAGCUGCUUUUACUACCCACCACCUCCAGGUCAAGAAGCUCUCUCUGAAAAACCCAUUGAGAUGAAAAACUUGUUUUGGCUUAAACAGAAUCCAUACAGCCACAAAGAGAAUCUUCUGCUGUAUGAAGAGAUCAGUGCCGUGAGAGAAGAACUCCUGCAUUACAAGGCUGCAGGUGGUGGGAGCAUAGUGGAAAAUACAACCACUGGGAUCAUGCGGGAUGUGAAGAUGCUAAAACAGCUUGCAGAAGAAACUGGUGUCCAUGUUAUUGCUGGGGCAGGUUUUUAUGUAGAAGCCACUCAUUCUCCUGAGACAAAAGCUAUGUCGGUGGAACAGUUGACAGAAGUUAUUGUUAAUGAAGUUCUCAAUGGAGCUGAUGGAAGCAACAUCAAGUGUGGUGUAAUAGGAGAAAUUGGUUGCUCUUGGCCUCUGACAGAAAGCGAAAACAGAGUCCUUAAGGCAACAGCACAUGCCCAGUCCCAGCUUGGUUGCCCAGUCAUCGUCCAUCCAGGUCGAAAUAGUGAUUCACCUUUCCAGAUCAUUCGAAUUUUGCAGGAAGCUGGGGCGGACAUCUCAAAAACUGUGAUGUCUCAUUUGGACAGGACUAUAUUUGAUGAGAAGAAACUAUUAGAGUUUGCCAAACUUGGAUGCUACUUAGAAUAUGACCUUUUUGGAACAGAAUUUAUUUCCUAUCACUUGAAUCCUGGUGUUGACAUGCCAAGUGACAACGAUAGAAUUUUAAGAGUUCAGAUGUUGAUUGAAGAAGGUUAUGAUGACAAAGUUGUAAUUGCUCAUGACAUACACACAAAACAUAGAUUAAAGAAAUAUGGUGGCCAUGGCUAUUCUCAUAUUCUUGAAAAUAUUGUCCCAAAAAUGCUCAUGAGAGGAAUAUCUCAAAAUAAAAUUGAUCAGCUAUUGAUAGAAAAUCCCAAACAGUGGCUGACAUUUAAAUAAGAAAAAUUAAGUGUGGCUGUGAUUGUGUUUGCUUCAGCGAAAGUAAAACAUUGAAAUUGAAAUACUUUUUGGAUUGGGGCAAAUGAAAUUGUACUUUUGGGGAACAGUACAAGAAAAUAGGGUUUUUAAUGUCUCAUCCCCAACUUUUUGAUUGUAUGGUGGCAGUUUAAAACAUUUACAGAAUAUAUAUAUA